Messenger RNA from Cryphonectria parasitica EP155, 1409 nucleotides. RefSeq lists its product as uncharacterized. The transcript is spliced from 2 exons. The record is from RefSeq and is a predicted model, not a curated record. The coding region runs from base 1026 to 1322 and encodes 98 amino acids. Lineage: Eukaryota; Fungi; Ascomycota; Sordariomycetes; Diaporthales; Cryphonectriaceae.
AAGAAGUGGGCGCGAUCGCCCAGAGGUUGUAUGUGCAAAAUAUCGGCACUCUCCUGCAAUCGCGCGGUUGGACCAUGGAGAACGCACCCCCAGCGCAAAUCGAACAAUUCAAGAAGCAGUGUAGAUCCAAUGCUCAGAGUAGAUGGGUGCAGGAAAAGCAGCGAAGCGCGGGGCAGGCAUCGUUAACGCCGCAGCAGCAGCAGAUGCUCCUGCAGAGGCAACGGCAAGCUGUAGCGAUGCAGCAACAGCAACAGCAGCUUAUGCAGCAGCAGGCUAUGCAGCAGCAGCAACAACAACAACAAGCUAUGCAGGGCAUGAUGCCGCAGGGCAUGUAGUGCUACACUUGCGCCAUCGUGGAAGGGGUUUCGGGAGGGGGGUUUUAAAAGCAGGAGACAACUAACAACAGUUGGCAGCUGGAUAUUCGUGGCUUGUGCUAUAUAUUUCUAUUGGCAUAGACGAAGGUACAAGAGACUAUGUGACACACUGCGUCUGGCUAGCUGCAACAAGAUGUCAGGCUCAUUGAAGGCAUGCGCGUCUCGAGUUGAUUUUGACCGUUGCGGAUUCGAUCUCAUUGAACGAGCUGCCGAAGCUCGACGAGCGCCAGAAAGUCCUGCACCAGCCACGAGCGCGAUAUACGACAUUCUUCACUUUACCAUUGCAAAUAUUAAUGCUUUGGAGCCUGGGACACGUGACAGAACGGGGCACAGGUCGGCGUUCCGAAGGAAAGGGGUGUGAGAGAGGCUUCUCAGUCAAGCAUCGAUUGGCAAAAAAAAAAACAAAAAAAAAACCCUUGCAUCGAGUCUUGAGUUUACACUGUAUUGCGGUUUUCAUUCUACAAGGUCUUUAUACCCCCAGAGUCUUUGCGCGGUCCGAAGUUUCUAUCUUGAUCGUUUGCGGAUACAGCGUUACUACAACCAAAACUUGGUCACGGAGGCGCCUCUUGUGCGCAGAAAUGUGAAGGUUCUUGCCUUUUGAGAGACUCGUUGCUAGGAGGCAGUAGCGAUGGCGGGAAACGGUGGUUUGGGAUGGAUUCUGCUUGGAUCCUUUGUGUGCUUUUGCAGCGUCUGUUAUUGGGAUCUUUUAGCAUCAGGGGGUGGCUCUGCGCGCAACUUUUUGCUCCUCAUGAUACUUGGGGAAAAGAAGGGUUGGUCGGGGGCGUGAAGAAGCGCAAGAAAGGGGUCUAUGAGACAACAUGUCGAUGGGGUUACUCGGCCGCCUCUCUUGGUAAUCCACUGCAGGUAGUUUUGCCCGGUGAGUGGACGCGGCGCGCACCGCAGGUCUUCUUCACACCGUCGAUUAAUGUUUCUUUUUCCACACGUUAAGUCUGCUAGCGUUCUGAAAACUACCUUUGCAUAGUUUGGUUGAGAAAAUCAAGUCGAGAAAAUAUAAAAAUAAAGAAUCUACACACU